AUGGACGCAAACAUGAACAACCUCCUCAAAUGGAGUAUCAAAAACUCCACUAACCAACAAUCCGACGACCCCAAUGCCUCCAAUACUACCACUGAUGCCGCUGCCCGCGGCAUCACUCCAGAGAUGCUCUCCGCUCUCUUCGGCGGCCCCUCCGACGCCGACCUUAUGAAAGCCUCUAUGGAAGCACUACACUCCGAUGAAGUUGACCUCGAGAACAAACUGAUCGCAUUCGACAACUUCGAACAGCUCAUAGAGUCUAUUGAUAACGCAAAUAACCUCGAGCCCCUCGGCCUGUGGACGCCGCUGGUUGAACUCCUUCAGCACGAGGAAGCAGAGAUGAGACGCAUGGCUGCGUGGUGUAUCGGUACCGCCGUCCAAAAUAACGAAAAGGCGCAGGAUAAGCUCAUCGUCUUCAACGCUGUUCCUAAGCUGGUCACCAUGUCGACUACGGAUUCGAACCCCGCUACGCGGAAGAAGGCUGUGUUCGCUCUUUCGUCGGCCGUGCGCAACUACCAGCCCGCUAUGGAUGAGUUGGUAAAGCACCUGCCCGAGGGAUAUCCUCAGGGGGAGAAGGUCGAUGCUGGAGACAUGGAUGCUGUGGAUGCCAUUAUGAAUAGAUUGCGGGCGCACCCCGUUCCUUCGUCUGCUUAA
Messenger RNA from Aspergillus nomiae NRRL 13137, 651 nucleotides. It is a transcript of the gene fes1, whose product is annotated as Hsp70 nucleotide exchange factor FES1. The record is from RefSeq and is a predicted model, not a curated record. NCBI's taxonomy places the organism in Eukaryota, Fungi, Ascomycota, Eurotiomycetes, Eurotiales, Aspergillaceae. The transcript has a single exon. The coding region runs from base 1 to 651 and encodes 216 amino acids.